AUGUCUAUCAGAGUUCUGGAGCCUGCAUUUCAGGGAGUUGGUCAGAAAGUAGGGAUUGAAAUAUGGAAAAUUGAGAACUCACAACCAGUACUUUUACCAAAUUCUGACCAUGGUAGAUUCUCCUCUGGUGAUUCAUACAUUGUCUUGAAGACUGCUGGCAAGGCAGGUGCAUACACUUACAAUAUACAUUUCUGGUUGGGAAAAGAUGCUAAUCAGGAUGAAGCUGGAGCAGCAGCUGUAAAAGCUGUUGAGCUUGAUUCAGUUCUUGGCAAUCGUGCAAUAGAGGAGGUUUUGGAUCUGAAGUCAAAACACCCGCAGAAGAAGAAAAAGAAAAAGAAGAAGAAGAAGAAGAAGAAGAUGGAGAAGGAAAAAGAAGAAAAAGAAAAGCCUGAACCACGAUUGUACACAUGUAAAGGAAAACGAGUUGUCAGAUUGAAACAGGUCCCUUUUACUCGGUCCUCAUUGAAUCAUGAUGAAAUCUUCAUAUUGGACACUAAAGAUAAAAUCUUUAUGUUUAAUGGGGCCAACACGAAUGUUCAAGAAAGGUUCAAUGCAUUAGAUGUUGUUCAGAUUAUGAAGGAAAGAUAUCAUGAGGGAAACUGCAAUGUUGCAAUUGUUGAUGAGGGAAAGCUACAAUCAGAGGGGCCAUCAGCUGAAUUUUGGGCCUUCUUUGGUGGAUUUGCUCCUAUAGGCGGCAAGAAAGUAGCAAGUGAUGAUGAUAUAAUUCCUGAAAAAACUCCCCCAAAACUUUACUGCAUUGUUAGAGGUCAAUUUCAGGAAAUAGAAGGCCAACUUUCAAAAUCAUCAUUACAUAAUGACAAAUGUUAUCUUUUAUACUGUGGCACCGAUUUGUUCAUUUGGGUUGGUCGAACAACACCAUUGCCAGAUAAAAAAUCUGUCAUGAACGCUGCUGAGGAGUUUAUUCUCAAAGAAAAUCUGCCAAAGUCAACUCCUGUAACCCGCAUGGGUCAAGGUCAUGAGACAAGUUCAUUUAAAUCCAACUUUGUGUCUUGGUCAGCAGCUUCAGCAGCUUCUGUUCCUGAGGAAACUAGAGGAAAAGUAGCAGCUCUGCUGAAGCAACAAGGUGCUUUUGUCAAAGGUCAGACAAAAACGGAUCCUGUAGAGGAGGAUGUUCCACCUUUGCUUGGAGAAAAUGGAAAAAUUGAGGUAUGGCGUAUUGAUGGUGAAGAAAAGACGGAAUUACCCAAGGAGGAUAUUGGAAAAUUUUAUAGUGGAGAUUGCUAUAUUUGUCUUUACUCCUACCAUUCUGAUGAAAAGAAAGAAGAUCACUACCUGUGUUGUUGGAUUGGGAAGGAUAGCAUCCAGGAGGACCAAAAAACGGCUGUUCAACAAACUACUUCAAUGUUCAACUCUAUGAAAUGCAAACCUGUUCAGGGUCGAAUGCAUCAAGGAAAAGAGGCACCACAAUUUGUUGCUAUCUUUCAGCCUAUGGUUGUUCUCAAGGGUGGAUUGAGCUCUGGUUAUAAAAACUACAUUGCAGAGAAAGGACUGCAUGAUGAGACCUACAGUCCAGACACAGCUGCACUCAUUGAAAUAUCAGGAACUUCAGUGCAUAAUAAUAAAGCUCAACAAGUAGAGAGGGUUGCAACAUCUUUAAAUUCCUAUAGCUGCUUUAUCCUACAAUCCAGCACAACAGUUUCUACCUGGUAUGGAAACCAGAGUACACCUGAACAGCAGCAAUUAGCAGCAAAAGUUGUUGAACUUUUGAAGUCUGGAGUGCCUGUAAAAUUCUCUAGAGAAGGAAAAGAGAGCUUAGCUUUCUGGCUUGCACUUGGUGGAAAACAAAGCUACUCAAGUAGCAAAGUAACACAGGAAAUCAUCCGUGAACCUCACUUGUUUGAAGUAAUAAGCAAUAAAGGGAAGUUAGAGAUUGAAGAAGUUCACAAUUUUGAACAAGAUGACUUGUUUCCAGAGGAUGUCUUGAUAUUAGAUACACAUGCUGAGGUCAUCGUUUGGGUUGGUCAUUUAUCACAGUCAAUGGAAAAACAAAACGCUUUUGAAACUGGCGAGAAAUAUGUAGAGUUGGCUGCAUCUAUGGAUUCCUUGUCCCCACAUGUUGUAUUAUACAGAGUAACAGAGGGAAACGAACCUUGCUUCUUCACAACAUAUUUCUCAUGGGAUCCUGCAAAAACUACUGUUCACGGAAACGCAUUCCACAAGAAGGCUGUGCAACUCUUCGGCUCAGGCUGUGUAGCAGAGAGCCAAGAUGUUAAGCCCCCGGGAAAUAAACUUAGUGGGGCGACCCAAAGAGCAUCAGCCAUGGCAGCUUUAACCUCUGCUUUUUCAAAAUCAUCUACUGCUCCUAAAACUCCUCAACAUGGACCACCUCCAAGAAUGCUAGCUCGUGGGUCCCAGAGAGCGGCGGCAAUAGCCGCCUUAUCCAACGUCCUCACUGCUGAAAAGAAGGGACCACCAUCUGACCACCAUUCCCCUCCUCAUAGGCACAGAAAACUUUCAUCAUUAGAAUCUGCCUCUGCCCCUGUCUCUUCCUCUACCUCACCUGUUAAUUUUGACCAAGCUCCAUUCAGGAGUGGAAAUGUAACUCCUGUGAGAAGUGGGAAUGUAACUCCAGUGAGGAGUGAAAAUGUAACUCCAGUGAAGGGUGAAGAAGCCUCUGAUGUUUUUGGCAAUAACGAGGUUGCAGAUGAGACAUCUGAGCCGAAUGCAGAGACCAAUGAAGAGGAACCUUCAAAUAAAGAAACAACAGAUGAGAAUGAAAAUGGUGGUGAAGACAUUCAAAGUACAUAUAGUUAUGAACAACUCAUAGCAAAAUCAACCAACCCUGUUAUUGGGAUUGAUUACAAGAAGAGAGAGAUGUAUCUCUCCCCGGAAGAAUUUGAGGAAAUAUUUAAGAUGUCAAAACAGGCAUUCUAUCAGUUACCAAGAUGGAAGCAAGAUCAGUUUUUUUCAGGACUACCCGAUGAGUUCAUUCUUUUGAUUUGCUUGCUAUGUUUCUCAGUUUGAUUUAUGUUUGAGACCCUUUCACAUUGUUUUGUAUAGAUAUAAUGCAUUCUUAUUUGAAUUAUAAUAUUGAGGUUA
Lactuca virosa is the source of this 3060-nucleotide messenger RNA. Lineage: Eukaryota; Viridiplantae; Streptophyta; Magnoliopsida; Asterales; Asteraceae. The record is from the annotation of a GenBank genome assembly.